UUCGGAGCAGAACGAUCGGGAGCGGGAUCCGGAGCUGCGGGCAGGGAUUGUGCCACUGCCGCUAUGUCCCAUUCGGUGGUCCUGCGUGGUCCUUCGCCGUGGGGUUUUCGCUUGGUGGGGGGGAAAGACUUCAGCGCCCCGUUGACCAUCUCCAGGAUUAACCCUGGCAGCAAAGCAGCCAUGGCAAACCUGUGCCCAGGAGAUGUCAUUCUGGCCAUUAAUGGAGAGAGCACAGAGAACAUGACACACCUGGAAGCACAAAACAAGAUCAAAGCAUGCAUGGACCAGCUGCUGCUCUCUGUGAACAGAGCUGAAGGGAAGACCUGGUCACCUCCUGUCCUGGAAGAUGGCAAGGCUCAAGCGUAUCGGAUCAACAUCGAGCCAGAUCCACAGGACAAUGGGUUUGCCCAAAGCAGGAGGUCGUCGCCCCACGGGGCUGGUGGCAGCCCCAUAGACACCAAGCAGAUGCUGAACGUGCAGCAGCAGCAGCACCCAACCCGGCUCUACACCAGCUCCGAGGCUGCUCUGCCAGGGCAGCUGAGUGGGCUCCACAUUGCUCCUGCCCACAGCCUUGACCCCUUGAAGUGUGUCCCACGGAACAGGAACGGGAUUGAUGUGGAGUCAGAUGUCUACAAGAUGCUCCAGGAUUACGAGAGGCCUGUCUCAGAGCCCAAGCAGUCCGGCUCCUUCCGAUACUUGCAGGGCAUGUUGGAGGCUGGUGAGAAUGGUGACAAACUCGACAGGCUGAGCAACCCCCGAAACAUCAAGCCCCCGGUGUCAAAGCUCGGUGGCGCCGUGGCUGGGCUGCAGAUGCUCCCGGAGUGCACCCGCUGCGGCAACGGCAUCGUGGGCACCAUCGUCAAAGCCCGGGACAAGCUGUACCACCCGGAGUGCUUCAUGUGCGACGACUGCGGGCUCAACCUGAAGCAGCGAGGCUACUUCUUCAUCGAGGAGCAGCUCUACUGCGAGACCCACGCCAAGGAGAGGGUUAAGCCCCCCGAGGGCUAUGACGUGGUGGCUGUUUAUCCGAACGCCAAAGUCGAACUCGUCUAAAGCCAGGCUGAGCUCUGGAGAGCUCGGGUGGCCGCCUGCCCGCCCGCCCACCCACGUCCUCCCCGCCGCCGCCGAGCUGGAACCCACUCCCCUUACCAAAGCCCAAGUUCCAAUCGCCUUCUCCUAGAUAAAAACGUUUACACUGGGGAGCUGCAGGGGAUGGCGUUGAAAGCAUCCCCACAGGGUUGGUUUUUUUUGGGUUGUUUUGGGCUUUUUUGGUGGUGU
This is a messenger RNA of Pogoniulus pusillus (Red-fronted tinkerbird), 1278 nucleotides long. It is a transcript of the gene PDLIM4, whose product is annotated as PDZ and LIM domain 4. Bases 64 to 1053 code for a protein of 329 amino acids. The transcript has 7 exons. Gene Ontology annotation, molecular function: muscle alpha-actinin binding; actin binding. The record is from RefSeq and is a predicted model, not a curated record. NCBI's taxonomy places the organism in Eukaryota, Metazoa, Chordata, Aves, Piciformes, Lybiidae. Gene Ontology annotation, cellular component: filamentous actin; Z disc; adherens junction. Gene Ontology annotation, biological process: actin cytoskeleton organization; muscle structure development; heart development.